AUAACGUAAGUCGAGAGGCGCGCGAAGUGUCAGUUGCAUCUCUCGACGUCUGACAUGUCGAACGGAUCAGAAUCGUCUGUGUCGAGCUUUGAAGAUUGUCUCGAAAGACGCUACAUCUUCCUACGGAAGAUCGGGUCUGGUACGUUCAGCUCAGCCUGGGCCGCACUAGACAAGGUGACGAGGACCAAAGUUGUGUUGAAGACGGUGCACAAGAAGAAUACGUCUCGAUCUCUUUUCAAAAAAGAACUCAAAUACAGUCGCAUGCUUUCUGGACAUCGACACGUUAUCAACACGAGAUCGGACGCUUUUGAAACGGACAAGGCAUACGUGCUAAUUCAAGAUCUGGCUGCAGGUGGAGAUCUAUUCGAUGCCAUCGGUCCCGAGAUUGGGUUGGCAGAGGAGACAGCCAAGCGGUAUAUUGUGCAGGUCGCUUCAGCUCUUCACUCGAUGCACACCAAGGGUCUGGUGCAUAGGGAUGUGAAGCCAGAGAAUAUCGUUUUGGAAGAUAAGAACGGAAGUAACGUGCUGCUGAUCGAUUUUGGAAUGACGAGACGAACUGGUUAUUACAUAGAACGAGUCUGUGGAAGCAUCCCCUACACUCCUCCAGAGGUCUGUAUGGCAGCUGACGGAUAUCAUUGCCACACCUCCUCUGACGUAUGGUCUGUAGGAGUUUUGUUGUAUUGUAUGCUAACCGGCAACUUUCCGUGGGAACAAGCAACAGAGUGUGAUUCGAAUUUCGCAGAAUUUUGUAGGUGGCAACGCGGGGAGUCGGAGAAGAUACCACCUCUGUGGAGACAGUUUUCUCCCAAGUUGCUCGAAUUGUUUAGUAAAUUGUUGUGCUUGGACUGGCAAAAGAGAUGCAGUGUCACAGAAAUCUUUCACUACACCAAAUUCUUCUGGUUCCAACACCCUACUGACAAAAGGCAAAUCCAACUGUCAGCAUCUAGUGUAGAGGCACUUCGAAGCCUAGUGCAACAGGAUCAGGAACAGCACAAGUUGCAGCAUCCCACAAAUAAAGAACUUUAUGCAACCUGUUACAUCCCCCACAAGGGUCGGUCAGCAGUGAUGCCUGUUAGUGCCUGUUAGGUCAUAUUGUUGAGUUGACAGAAGAUUUGCAUUAUUAUGUAGAAAGUUUGUAUAUAACUACAAGGAUACCAUGUGAGGUUGUAUAGAUAACAUAGUAGGACAGUCGGCUGGCCGGCUUCUAUUUUCAUGUACAAUUUCUUGAAGGAGAGAAAUAUAAGUUUGUUGAGCAAAA
Messenger RNA from Corticium candelabrum, 1258 nucleotides. RefSeq names its product serine/threonine-protein kinase SBK1-like. The transcript has a single exon. The record is from RefSeq and is a predicted model, not a curated record. Bases 55 to 1086 code for a protein of 343 amino acids. Gene Ontology annotation, biological process: peptidyl-serine phosphorylation; peptidyl-threonine phosphorylation. NCBI's taxonomy places the organism in Eukaryota, Metazoa, Porifera, Homoscleromorpha, Homosclerophorida, Plakinidae. Gene Ontology annotation, molecular function: protein serine/threonine kinase activity; ATP binding.